Struthio camelus australis is the source of this 7978-nucleotide messenger RNA. The record is from RefSeq and is a predicted model, not a curated record. NCBI's taxonomy places the organism in Eukaryota, Metazoa, Chordata, Aves, Struthioniformes, Struthionidae.
CACAGAAGCACCAAAGCACUGAGUCCUCCCUUCCACUGAGCUUCAAGAAUGGGUCUGUCUGUCUGAAGAGGACUCUUCCCAAGUAUUUGUAGUUUCCAAGCUCAUUCUCAUAAAGACUCUGGCUUUACAACUGCAUCCUUUUCAAAAUGGCUGAGAAAGCUUCACCAGGGAUGAACAAAAAGUCUUCAAGGUCCACCCUUUCUCUGCCUCCAGAACCAGUGGAGAUCAUUAGGAGCAAAGCCUGCUCACGGAGAGUUAAAAUAAAUGUAGGUGGACUCAACCAUGAAGUGCUGUGGAGGACUUUGGACAGACUUCCAAGGACACGAUUAGGAAAGCUCAGAGACUGCAAUACUCAUGAAUCUCUGCUGGAAGUAUGUGAUGACUAUAAUCUAAAUGAAAAUGAGUAUUUUUUCGAUCGACAUCCAGGAGCUUUCACUUCCAUUUUGAAUUUCUACAGGACAGGGAAACUACAUAUGAUGGAAGAAAUGUGUGCUCUUUCUUUUGGCCAAGAGCUUGAUUACUGGGGGAUUGAUGAGAUAUAUCUAGAAUCCUGCUGCCAGGCAAGAUACCAUCAAAAGAAAGAGCAGAUGAAUGAGGAGCUGAGGAGAGAGGCAGAGACCAUGCGAGAGAGAGAAGGGGAAGAGUUUGAUAAUACCUGCUGCCCAGAGAAAAGGAAGAAACUCUGGGACUUGCUGGAGAAACCCAACUCAUCUGUGGCAGCAAAGAUUUUGGCCAUCGUAUCCAUUCUGUUCAUCGUACUGUCCACUAUCGCUUUGUCUCUUAACACGCUGCCGGAGCUUCAAGAAAUAGAUGAAUUUGGGCAGCCAAAUGACAACCCUCAGCUAGCACAUGUUGAAGCUGUGUGUAUUGCUUGGUUUACCAUGGAGUACCUUUUGCGUUUUCUAUCCUCACCAAAUAAGUGGAAGUUCUUCAAAGGCCCAUUAAAUGUUAUUGAUUUACUGGCUAUUUUGCCAUAUUAUGUCACCAUUUUCCUCACAGAGUCCAAUAAAAGUGUACUGCAGUUCCAAAACGUCAGACGUGUGGUUCAGAUAUUUCGUAUUAUGAGGAUACUAAGGAUUCUUAAACUCGCCAGACAUUCAACAGGCCUUCAGUCUUUAGGUUUUACUCUCAGGAGGAGUUACAAUGAAUUGGGCUUAUUGAUAUUAUUUUUAGCCAUGGGAAUAAUGAUAUUUUCAAGUCUCGUAUUCUUUGCUGAAAAGGAUGAGGAUGCUACAAAAUUUACCAGUAUCCCUGCAUCAUUUUGGUGGGCAACAAUCACUAUGACUACUGUAGGAUAUGGCGACAUUUAUCCUAAGACUUUAUUAGGUAAAAUAGUUGGAGGACUGUGCUGUAUUGCCGGAGUGCUGGUCAUAGCUCUGCCCAUACCAAUUAUUGUGAAUAAUUUCUCAGAGUUUUACAAGGAGCAGAAACGACAGGAGAAGGCAAUUAAAAGGAGAGAAGCACUUGAGCGAGCUAAAAGAAAUGGCAGCAUUGUCUCCAUGAACCUGAAAGAUGCCUUUGCUCGCAGUAUGGAAAUGAUUGAUGUAGCAGUAGAUUCAGGUAAGCCUGGAGAACCAGCCAAUCCAAAGGAAACACCUGAUGACAACCACCUGUCCCCAAGCCGGUGGAAAUGGGCCAGAAGGACAAUGUCUGAAACAAGUUCAAACAAGUCUUUUGAGAACAAAUACCAAGAAGUUAGUCAACAAGACUCCCAUGAGCAAUUAAACAAUGCCGCAGCAUCCUCCAGCCCUCAGCACCUGAGUGCCCAAAAACUGGAGAUGUUAUAUAAUGAAAUUACUAAAACUCAGUCUCAGCCUAAUCUUAAUGCUGAUUACCAAGACCAGUCAGCAAAACCACCUGUGUAUGAAGAAGAAAUAGAAAUGGAAGAAGUUACAGGUCAGAGAGAUCAAUUGCCAGCUGGACCUACAGACAUAAUAACAGACAUGAGAAGCACAUCUAGUAUCGAUAGUUUUGCCAGUUGUGCAACUGACUUCACAGAAACAGAGAGGUCUCCGCUUUCUCUGUUCCCUGGCUCUCAUCACUUGCAAAUGAGAUUUCCGUCUGAUUCUGUUAACCUAGAAGACAACCAAAGAGUAAAAAGUUCUCAGUUUAUACCGUACACAAAGGAUAAAAUGUUUUCUCCAACUGAUAUCACCUUUGACUAUAAUCCAAUUGACAGAGCUGUAAUCAGUGAUGGCAGUGGAUCCCAAACUGUUUUACAUGGUCACUUGCAUUUUGACACUUCCAUGGAAAGCCCCAAAAGUUCUCUGAAAGGUAGCAAUCCAUUAAAAUCUAGAUCCCUUAAAGUUAAUUUUAAAGACAAUAGAGGUAGUGCUCCACAAACUCCACCAAGCACCGCAAGGCCACUGCCCGUAACGGCAGGAGCAGACUUUACACAGUCCACCCCGCAGCACAUCAGCACCAUUCUUCUAGAAGAAAAUUCACCCCAAGGUGAACGACCUUUACUUGGGGCUGAUGCUUCAGUGCUUUGUCAGGGACCUUCUAAGAAAUCAUCCCCUCUGUUUCCCAAACAAAAAGUUUUCACUUUCCCUUCAAAAGAGAGGAGGAGCUUCACUGAAAUAGACACUGGAGAAGAAGAAGAGUUUAUGGAGUUACAUGGUAUAAAACAUGAAAAGCAACAGGAUAUCAAGACAAAUUGCUAUGGAGAUAAACACAGUGAUGGCAGCCAUUUAACAGAGGAGCCACAGGUCAGCUCUUCUUCACCCAAAAGCAUGAGUCACAACUGUACGCAAGACAUUUACCAUGCUGUGGGUGAGGUAAAGAAAGACAGUAACCAAGAAGGUUACAAAAUGGAAAACCAUUUGUUUGCCCCAGAAAUUCAUUCAAAUCCAGGAGAAACUGGUUACUGUCCCACACGUGAAACUAGCAUGUGACUAGUUACAAAAGCAAUAAAGAUACUUUUUCUUAAACCACAGUUAGCAAUGCCUAUGAACUAAAAUGUGGGAAGCCUCAAAAAACAAGUGCAUAAAAUGUUAUUUUUGCAUGGCAUGAAGAGUUGUUUAGUUUAAAUACUGUUUAAUUUAAAAAGACUGCUUUUUGUAACAAAUUUAAAAACUAGGAAAAAAAUUACUCAAGAACAGUGAAUAAAAUAAAGAGAGCUCUAUUAGGAGCCCAUGUUCUGCAACAUCUGACAUUUUUGAUCCUUUCACUUACGAUUGUAGACAGAUUUUGAACUCUUUUAACUUUUUUGUUGUCUUGGUUAUAAUGAAUUUUAGAAUUUGCACAUGAAAGGAUGAAAUGUCAAUGCAUGCAUUCAUAAUGAUGUGAAACAAGGUGCUUUGAGCUUGCAAAAUGCAUAUACUUGUAAAUAGUUUGGGGUUGGGGGGAAAGCUACUGUUAACAAGGAUUUAUGGAAAAAGAGUUUCCUGGGACACAGGUACUUCCUUCACAGCGUGCUGCCUGGAGGUUUUGUACAGACUUAUGUUGCAAAAUUGCAACUUCUACUUAAAGCAUCUCACUUAUCUUGCUUUCUGUUAAAAAGCUCAUGGGUUUAUCUGUUAAUUAAGGGACUACAGUACUUUCAUUUAUCUGUGCUGUAAAUCAUAGUAAGUUUUUUUUUUUUUUGGAUAACUUCACCUAUUGCAUUUGUCAGUUUAAUUAAUGAUCCUGUGAGGAAAAGCAAAGAUUUAAUGACCAGAACUUGAAGCAUUUGAUAUUUUUAUAGAAUACUGCCAACAUUUCAUAACUAAGAAAAAAUGUUCCAUUUUAAAAUAAAUAAAAAAACAUAGAAUUAUUUCUGUGGCAAUAAAUAGUGCCAAAUGGCUAUAUAGACAUGUUCAAAAGUUCUCUCUCUCCUAAUAUAUUUCUUUUAGCUUAAACAUGAAAAGAAAUAUUCCCCACAUUCUUUUUUCCUGUGACUUAACAAUAUUUGCUUCUACAUGAUCUUUGUGAAUUUUUGAUAACCCUCCUUCCCCUCUACCUAUAAAUCCCCUUUUCUUCACAUGCAGUACCCAUAUGUCAAUAGUGGUAGUGUUAUUGUAGCCAUUAUGUGUAAGGACAUAAAAGAGGCAAGCUUUUGUAAGGAGAGGUAAUACCUUUUUUAUGACAACUGAUAGAGUUGGAAAAAAACAGACAGUCCUUUAGGCGAAUAAUAAGGCUUGCUCCAGGUCGUCAGCGCCCAGAAGCUUGUCUGUGUUUUUCAUCUCAAACAUUUGGACUGGUAGAAGGUAUUACCUGACUCAUCAACUUUGCCUCAACCCAUAUUCCAAGCUAUUCCGAAAGCUGAGGCUGUUCCACCCUUAUAUUAGUGAAGGAAGAAUACUCAAAUAUAGGGAAAUGUCAAUAGCUCCACAGACCCCUGCAAAAACAUCUUCAUCAGUUUCUCUGAUACUCUCCAGCUACAUAUCAGCUCUGUGAAAGAAAGAUGCUGAACUAAAGCCUUCAGGACAAAGUACCCAUCUAACCAUUGUCUGAACAAAGCUAUUAAUUUUUUAUCCAGCCUGAAUAGCUUGCUAUGCUGCACUAUAAAAAACUCCUAUAAAUCUUUGUAAUGUUUUGACUUAUAAAAGGUUUAUCCAAUUCAUUAAUCCCAAGCAUAGGCAAAAGUAGCAAAGCAUGCCCUAUGAAAUGGCCUUUCUUUUAGAAAAACAGAAUAUAUAUAUAUUUACUGUCCUCUGAUUUCUGUCAAAACUGGAUACUCCCUUACAACAGCUUCGUAAGAGCAGUAGUCUAGUCUCACAGCUAAUGGCCAGAGGAUCCAGUGGUUGAAAGGCUGAUGAGGUGUUCAGAAAUUCUAGUAUCAAUUGCCUGCGGCUGCACAGGCUUGUUGCCUGCAAUUAGGCCUCCCAGUUCCCUAUGCACAAAACCGAGAGAACGCUGCUUCCAGAUCAGAACUGUUAUAAGCGUGGUAAAGACUGCGAGACAACAAUGACGGAAGCCUUAAAAACACUUUAGGCCAGCAUGUGUUUUAUUACACUAGGUCUUUACUCUGCACAGUGAACCUAGGCUAAUUUACACUUAUGUGUCAUUUUUCUGUCACUGAAAUGAGUAAAAAAUCAAGUGCAUAAUGCAUUCGAUGUAACAGAGCAGGUAUUUUUAUAGCAACAUUUAUAGCAACUUCUGCUUGAAAUGGCAAAGCUGAUUCCAUAGACAUUACUCAAGUCUGGCCCAUAGAAAAGAGGCAAGUUUGAAAAGUCCCAAAACAUGGAUUCCAGUAGCUGGACCAAAUAAUGGUGCAAAGCAAUCCCUUAAUCUGAAAAAAAAGACUGUUUUCCGAGGGUAGAUUUUUGUUACAAGAUGACACUGAGGUGUUUCUUUAGUCAUCUGAAACACUGGAAGCAGAAGGUUAUUUCUUCAGAACAAUGUCUGGUCAUUAAGUCUCCAAAAAAAAAAAAUUUUUUUGUCCUUAGUUGCAGUUCAUUGCAACUUGUUGCUACAUACGAUUUUACCUAUGGCAUUCUGCUUAACAUUUUUCAAUCAUAUUAUGUCUCACUGUUCCAAAACUUAGCUCUUGAAUAUUUUAUAGUCAUUAAUCUUCUAUACUGAUUUUAUUUUUUCUUGCUAGAUAUUUUCAGUGACUCAAACUAAAUGCCAGUGAAUUUUUAUAUGCCUAAAAUGUUGGUCUGUAUUUUCUAUGUGCAGUUUUAUGAAAUCACACGGGCCUAUUUGAUCUGCCUUUACGUCCUAGUGAACUAAUGAAGACCAAAUAAAGUCCAAAUGGGACCUGAUCCUAUAUUCUGGAUCCACAGAAAACUCCCAUUGAAGAUAACUGUGUUGUUCUGGCAAGACUGAGGUUUGUGUCCUACUAUGUGGUGUCGCUCCCAGCGGACCCUUGCACUUUCUAAAAGCCCUCUCAGAUCUGUGGCACUUCGUAGAAAGGGAGGAGUCCAGCCAUAGGGAACUCAUUGCAAGAGCAGAGGUUUGAUUCUUAAAGCUCUCGAGCUAAAUCAGUACUUCAUGCAAACCUGAUUCUGCUCCAUUUAAAACACUGAAAAUUCAGUAGUGGUAAAAUCAAAACCUCAGUCCUUGAGCAGACCCAUUCCUCCUGAAACCAGUGGGAAUUUGCCAGAAAGCAGGACUGAAUGAAAGGUAAAUGAGGACAGCAAGACUUUCUCCCAGUAAAGCCAACAGGAGCUUUAACUGUAUUAGUCAGGUAAGUGAAGACCAGACCCUUAUUGAGUGCCCUAUUUUAAAUGAUUUCAGAGAAGCAUAGAUAUUUUGAAACUGUACAAGCAAAACAAAUGCAAUUCUUCUUAUUAACAGAUGCUGUAAUUUUAGAAAUCUUGCAGGCAAGAGGAUCAAGCUUAAGGAGUGCUUUUGUUAUAAUUUGAUGAUUGAUUUGUUACAUAGUUUUAACUGUGCUGAAUGGCAGGUUUGGGCAUUUGAUGUUUCCAGUCUUCACUGAAUAGGAUCCACUCCCGAGUGUCUAGCUCAUGCAUAACUUCUAACCAAAAUAUUUACCUGAGUAGAGGUACAGGACUGGACCUAGCUUUUACUCCAGUAUAGCGUGCAUAAGAAGUGCAGACCAGAAUCACUUCAUUCAUCAUGAAUUUGAAUUGCUAUGUAGUAAAUUAUGCAAAACUGCCUGAAUAUAUUUUUCUGUUUUUCUAAAAUCUCAAAGCCAUUUCAGACCCAUUCACCCAUUCACUACAGUAAGGGGAUUUUUUGAGUUCUGGAGCCAGUUUCCCAAAGUUCUGGAAUUUCAAAACAACUUAAGGAGUCUUAAGAUGAAGUUACUCCCUUGUGCACCUGAGAGGAGUCUGACUCUUUGUAUCACUGGAAAAUGAAGAUUGUUCAGGGAGAUAACUUUGAAAUUAAACAAUCUAUUUUUUAUAUUUUAUACUAACUGAAGAAUCCUGAAUCAAAGUUUUAAUUAAUUUUCAGUGAUGAAACCAAAUGUACACAUUUAAACGAUUUUCACGUAGUAAUCAGAAGAAUUUUUGAGUGAAUAGUCACAUUAAUCCAAAUAGAGGGUGGGGGGAAUAAUGUAUCGCACAAACUGCAAAGUAAGUACAUACAGGAAAGCUGUUUACAGGGGGAUCAUAUAAUGUAAAGAAUGUAACAUGGAGUAGGAAGUUAUUGCACUACAGAAUUUAUAUAAAAUACACUUUUUUAAAUAAAAACACAAAAGGCCUUUUAAUGCUUCAUUGUCUACAACAUAGGAGCCUCUGCGUGAAUGCAGCAAUCUAAUGCACUGUGUCCUCACUUCAAAAUUGGUCUCAAAUUUCAAGCAUUACUGAUAUUAAAGAGGUGUUAUCUGAUCCAACACUAGAGCAACUGACUUGAAGAGCUGUUUCUUUUUAAUACAAUAUUUCAUAACCAAAAGUGCAUACAGAAGAUUCUAUUUUUGCCUAUAACAUACCUAGAUCAAAAUGACAAUUGGUUUCUUGAGUCCUUUCAUAAUAGAUAACGUCUGGCAUCACAUUUUUAUUCUUUGCUCAGUUCUGUAAGUGAAGAACAACUACUUGUUUUAAAAGUAGGUCUCUUCCCGUACCUGCAGCUGCAGCUUGCUUCUAUUUCUUUAGCUCUAUCUGAAACAAGGUUUACCUUCAAACUAGACUCAGAAUUAUAUUGAAAGAAUACACGGAAAACAUUAUAUCUUAUAUCUAGAAACAAACUAAAUUAGACUUGAGAAAUCCCUGAAUACAAGAAUCAGAAUUCUUAAGAAAAUGCCAUGGAAUAUGGAGGGUAAAGCCUCUUGAACGCUCCGGUUUCCGUUCCCCUUAAUUAUUUAACUAACUCCUUCAAUCCCGUCCUUUUAAACAGCAGUUCAGUACAAAGGCCUGUUGUUUUUUUUCAGGUGCUUUUGCUAACGUAGUCAGUUGGAGGUUAACCAGGUAAAAAUGUCCAAGGCCUAACAGAUGUUUCUUUUCAUUCAUGCAAUUUUGGGAUCAUUUGGAUGGAAAAUAAAAUUUAUUAUUUUGAUCAUGUAAAAAACAGUUUAAAAGCAAAAAAUGUAAGAAAUAUCUUUUUUCAUAGCAGCCAGCCCAGAUUCUGCAGGAAAUGCAAAUGCAGCAAA